Messenger RNA from Hibiscus syriacus, 594 nucleotides. Its product is annotated as VQ motif-containing protein 8, chloroplastic-like. The transcript has a single exon. Gene Ontology annotation, cellular component: nucleus. The record is from RefSeq and is a predicted model, not a curated record. The coding region runs from base 1 to 531 and encodes 176 amino acids. NCBI's taxonomy places the organism in Eukaryota, Viridiplantae, Streptophyta, Magnoliopsida, Malvales, Malvaceae.
AUGAGUCCUCCCAGAAGAGAAGCGAUGAUGAACGGGGUUCGUCCGACUCCACUGAAGAUCAACAAAGAGUCUCAUUUGAUCCAAAAGCCAUCUUCAUCAGCUGAUCACCCCAAGCACCAGCAGCAACAGAAGCGAGGAGGUCCCAUCAUCAUUUACACGCACUCGCCCAAGAUUAUCCACACGCAGGCACGGGAUUUCAUGGCCUUGGUUCAAAGGCUUACAGGCAUGUCCAAAUUCAACCGUGGGGUUAACCAAAACACUGCACCGGUACGGAAGAACGACAAGGUUAACAGACAAGAAGACAACGAGACCUCUUCUGGAAUUACGGAUGAAAACGGCGGCUCUUAUGUUCCUACUACGGCGACGACGACUGCCGGUGGUAUGGGCCCUUUUUUCGCUGAUAUGCCUCUCUUCACGCCGAGCUCCACUGAUUUCUUUUGCUCACCGAGGCCUAUUCAUAAGUUUGGUGAUAUGGGGACUUUGAACUCACCAACUUUACUGGAAUUCUUGAAAGGACUCCCAGAUUACUGAAGACAACUUUUUUUUUUUUUAAUUUCUUAUGCAAAUAAUCAUAUCAAUUGUUUAAUUCAUGUU